Messenger RNA from Trichoplusia ni (cabbage looper), 2870 nucleotides. RefSeq names its product cytochrome P450 18a1 (gene Cyp18a1). Bases 456 to 2090 code for a protein of 544 amino acids. Gene Ontology annotation, molecular function: heme binding; iron ion binding; oxidoreductase activity, acting on paired donors, with incorporation or reduction of molecular oxygen, reduced flavin or flavoprotein as one donor, and incorporation of one atom of oxygen. Gene Ontology annotation, cellular component: intracellular membrane-bounded organelle; cytoplasm. The transcript is spliced from 6 exons. Lineage: Eukaryota; Metazoa; Arthropoda; Insecta; Lepidoptera; Noctuidae. Gene Ontology annotation, biological process: xenobiotic metabolic process. The record is from RefSeq and is a predicted model, not a curated record.
AUACGAGUACCCACGAUAUCUAUAACUGAUUCAUAAUUUUACUUACCGUAAAAUAAACGUAAAUUCUCAUAUAUUUUUGCAAUAAACAUUUACUCCCAAAUAUACACGAAAUUCAAAUUAAAUAAUGUGCACAUUUAAAAAUUAAAAGUGGUCUACGAGAGUAGUGCUACGGGCUUCGUAGCGCACCGGUCUGUGAAAAAGCAUUGGAGAGAGGAGCGCACGCGUCGGUGGGACGAGCCUGCCUCUGCGCCACCCCGCGCGUAUUUAUUCGCAAGGCCACGCCAGCGGCGCGCCAGUGCGCAGACGUCGGUCGCACGCGAUAUACAAUCAUUGAGUUCUCGGCAUCGCAAUAUCGCGAUUUACGGUCCGCGCACGAAUGUUACGUAUCGUUUACAACUAAAUAGUAAAACAACUGUUAUUUUAUUUAUUUUAAAGAACAAUAAACAUUAAUAAAAAUGAUAACAAUGCUAACAAACUCUAUUGUGGGGAAGCUGUUGUGGGGUCUAUGGCAAGUGAUGAACUAUUGUGUGUCGCGUAUCUCGCUGCCGCUGCUGCUGGUGGCGGGCGCGGCGCUGCUGGUGCUGCGGCUGGUGGCGCUGGUGCAGGAGAUGCGCAAGCUGCCGCCCGGGCCCUGGGGUCCUCCCGUCGUCGGCUACCUGCCCUUCCUCGGAGUCCGUCACAAGACGUUCCUCGAGCUCGCUCGCAACUACGGCGCUCUUUUCUCGGCAAGACUCGGCAACCAGCUCACGAUCGUCCUAAGCGACUACAAACUGAUCAGAGAAGCUUUUCGGCGAGAAGAGUUCACCGGCCGCCCCAGCACCCCGCUGAUGCACACUCUGGACGGUCUCGGUAUCAUCAAUAGCGAGGGACGCCUCUGGAAGAGCCAGCGCAGAUUCCUACACGACAAACUUCGUGAAUUCGGCAUGACUUACAUGGGAAACGGCAAGAAAAUUAUGGAAGGAAGAAUUAAGAGUGAAGUUUACGAGCUGAUCUCAAACCUGCACCGCGCGGAGGGCGCCCCCAUCGACGCGAACCCCCUACUCGCCUUGGGCGUGUCUAACGUCAUCUGCGGCAUUACGAUGUCCGUGCGCUUCAGUCAAGGCGAUAUUCGCUUUGAACGGCUUAACCACCUUAUCGAAGAAGGAAUGAGGCUGUUUGGCGAAGUACACUACGGCGAAUAUGUUCCUCUUUACAACUAUCUUCCUGGCAAGGCUCAAGCUCAAGAAAGGGUAGCGAAAAACCGUGAAGAGAUGUUCGCUUUCUACCAAACAUUAAUUGACGAACAUCGUGAAACUCUCGACGCUGAUAACGCUAGAGAUCUGAUCGACGUUUAUCUGAUCGAGAUCGAGAAGGCCAAGAAUGAGGGCCGAGCCGGCGAACUGUUCGAGGGCAGAGAUCAUGAACUGCAACUGAAACAAAUUCUUGGAGACCUAUUUUCGGCCGGUAUGGAAACUAUUAAAUCAUCACUGCUGUGGAUGCUGGUAUUUAUGCUGAGAAACCCUGAAGUGAAAAGACGAGUACAGGAAGAGCUCGAUGCUGUUGUUAGUAGGGAACGAUUACCAACAAUCGAAGACAUGCCAAACCUCCCCUACACUGAAACUACAAUCUUGGAAACUCUUCGCAUGUCGAACAUUGUCCCUCUUGCAACGACACACUCUCCCACUAGGGAUGUCCACCUCAACGGAUACAGAAUUCCCGCCGGAUCACAAGUCGUGCCACUCAUUAACUGCGUACACAUGGACCCCAAUUUAUGGGACGAGCCCAACAAGUUCAACCCCAGCCGGUUCAUCGAUGCCGACACCGGAAAGAUCAGGCGUCCCGAGUUCUUCAUGCCAUUCGGUGUUGGUCGUCGCAUGUGCCUAGGAGACGUGCUGGCGCGCAUGGAGAUGUUCAUGUUCUUUGCCUGCAUGAUGCAUCAGUUCGACGUACAGAUGGCGGUCGGAGACGCCGCCCCGUCCCUCGAGGGCACGGUGGGCGCCACCAUCGCUCCUCAAGCAUUCCGCGUUAAGUUCAUCCCGCGCUCGGUGCCCGAGGCGGUGGCUUCGCCCGUGCCCGAGCACCCGCACCUGCGCCACGUCGGCGCGCACUAGAGCAGGCGCACCGGUCGCACCGGUUGCACCGGCCGCACCGAACACCCACCCACCAGUAUUCAAUGAUCACUCGUUUUAGAGCGCAUCGACAACCAUUUAUUUAAGUCUUUAUUAUAUAAGUGACGACAUCGUCGCCGCGAUGCUCGAGGCUGUGCUUAAAGUGUUCAAUUAAAUAGUAAACCGAACGUUAGAUAUAUUGAUAUUCCCAUCGUUGAGAUUAUAAAAUGACGUUUGUGUGAGUUUGCAGUAUUAGCUCGUUGGUAGACUAGAAUGUUAGAAACUUCAGCAAAUCACACCAUUUCACAUUUGUAUUUAAGAAUUAUGUUCUAAGUUCUAGUACCUAUACCAAAAUAAUGUAGAAUUCUAGGUCAUUAUUUAUUAGUGUCAAUUGCGAGAAUGUGGUUUGUUGUGUGUGAUCUCAUGUUUGUUGCAUUGCAGUAUGUUUUAGAUGUAAGUUUGUAAGUGUUCAUAUAUCUAGAGUAUCAUGUGCCUAUCAGGUAUGCAGUACAUUCCAUGGUAGUGUAACAACCAGCAGCUAGUCUAGAGCGGUAUCGUCGCUACAUAGAGUAACGCCUAACUUUAAUGUUCGUCUAUUGUACUAAAUUCAAUAUGUUUGCAACCAAGUUGCCCUGUACUGAACUUCAGUUGAAUAAGUCUGUUAAAUUGCAGCUCACCGUUGUCUGUUGAAUUAUGGUUAUAUGCUUUGUAUAUAUGCUCUUAUUUUAAGAUAAAAUGUACUUUAUAAGUAAUAAAAUUAUUGUGAAAACAUUGAUUAAAAUA